AUGGUCACGCUGUCACAGCAACGAGCUGGUUUGAGCAGGGCAUUAGGCCCCCUAGUGACUUGGAUCGACAGAGAGCCGUCACUUCGCAAUUUGGACGUCGCUACUCGAUCAGAUCUUUUGUGGAACCUGUUUACGGCUGGGGUGUCUAGGACCCAAUCCGCUGAAAGCUUCCCACUAGUCACGGGAGAUGAGAACCAAUGGAACGACCUGGUAAAUACAAUAGUCCCGAACACAGUUCAUAGCAGCACAGCCGCAGACAGUCCGUCCACUUCGCAUGGGAUAUGGCAUCUGCAAAUCCUUUUGGUGGGCUUGGUGAGCUUAGCUGUUGACCCCUGGAUGCCUUCAGACAGAUGGCGCUUCUACACUACUGCAUUAGGUACUUUCCUAGUGGCAUGUGCAGGUAUGCUUUGGACUUUUGGUUGGACCAAGGGUCCUUGGAGGCUGGGGUCUGGCAGGGUUGCAACCUUUAGACCUAGUGAGCACACAACACCAUGGGUCAACGAUGUAGCUGGGGGACUUCCCACACUUGAGCCAAUCUAUGAGAGCGUGCAACCUUCAGCACCUCCACCGGGGGUGCCACCAGUGCCUUUGUUGGAACAACAAGUAGGCCCUCAAAGUGCUGUCGAGAUGUCAAACAGUGCCGGGUGGUCAGUGGGGCAACGAUGUGUACUGCUGGCCAUCCCUCCAUACACAAGUCUAGCUGGACAGUGUGGACAAGUGACUAAGUCAGACAACGGAACCUACACAGUGCAGCUGGACAAUGGAUUGAACCUGACAGAUGUCCCUAGUGUUGCCUUGAGCCGAAUCCGAAAUGGACCAGAAACUUCGGCCGUGACUUCGGGAGCGCCUGAGAGCGCACUGUCAGCAAAUGCAACAGUGUUUGCACCCUAUGCUGGUUUGGGUGGUGGCACAACCAAGCUGCAGCUUCAGGCUGCACGCCUCAAGGAUUCAUUGACGAAGGCACAUGGUUUGGCCGCCAACACCCCACAGUGGGGUGGCCUUUUCUGGCAAGCUGUCAAGAAUGAAAAGGACAUCUACGGCAUUGAACCCGAAAUUGGAAACCUCUUGCAAAGUCAUGGAUACAUUGGAGAUGGAACCAUUGGACCUCCACGAGCAGAAGAGCUCAAACGAGCCUUACAAGAAGUCGAGACGUUGGGGGCACCCGCCCAUGGCUCAGGAGGCACCUUUGCUCGAGUUGCCGAUAUCGGACAAGGGGAUAAUCCAGAACAAAUGGCUUGGCACUUGAAGCUUCCUGCCGACCUUCAACGAGCGGCUCCUGAACUUUACAGAAACAUCAGAGCGGAAGGAGUGUCCUCGGUUCGACAAUGGGUGAACGAUCAACACCCGUCGUUGGAGAUGAAACAAUCGUCGACGUACCAAGACUUGUUUUCUGCAGCUACGAUCAUAGACUUCGAGUUGGCCGAUUGCAAGUCCGAGGCAGCAGUCAUGCACAAGCUGGGGACCUCGGAUUCGCUAGAAAUACAACUUAGGAAGUUGGGGGCGCAUGUUUACUUCAGAAGGACGAAGGACAAAUUCGGAGCGAGCAGGAUGUUAGGGGUGAGAGCACCAGGCUCCCAAAGUGACAUAGCCCCAAAGUGGCUGCUCGACGAAGCGAACCUUCAUUCCAAGGUUGAGUGGCAACGUACAGAACGUGGGCAGAAGAUGAGUCGCCAUGAGCACACCGAAGGAGGCCCCAAGACGAAAUUCGCUGGAAACCAGACAUCAGCCUCACCCGAUGGUUUGCCGGGGGAGGCUGAUUUGUUUUUGCAUGAGCAGACCAACAGUCACACGGCUGAGGAAAUGCAGGCCGUGGAGGAAUUUAGAAGACAGCUCAAUGAUUUGCCGCUGUUGCCAUUGCCCAGUCCACCAAGGCCAGUGUGGAAGCCCAAGAGAUCACCAAGACUGCGUCAGAGACAGAAGCGUCGACUUGCAGCCUGGCGGGUCACUAUGGGCAUGGUGAAGACCAUAAAUGGCCUGGACGACGGGCGAGUUGCCAGUAAGCUGACGACACCUGAUACAGCUGGAGAGUGGACACGUAUGAAGGUCACAGCUGCCAGGUCUCUUGCGCUGCAGCAUCUUCUUAGAGAGGGAGCGGCAGUCGCACGGGCACGCCGGAGCCUUGGCUUGACAGGCGUCCAGACCUCCGAAGCUGUGAAACAACUCCUGAAACAACCUAUGGAUGAACUUGGUUAUUUGAAACUCAACGAUGUCAAACAAGUCCCACUCAUAGCUGAUAGAAUUGCUGAGCCUGCAUGUAAGAACUUCAUUGACAUGUUGGACGCCCUGCCCCAUGAAGACGCAAUUUUCUAUGCCCAGGAAGCUCAUGUUGUUGACCCGAUUGGCAAGUGCGAAGUUUUCUUUCGAGAGGCCGAGAAACAUUAUGGGUUCAUAGGUGGAACAGAAGAUGAGUACUUGAAGUACCUGGGCAGGGAAGAUGUGCAGUACCUGUGGGAGUGGGACACCUUGGAUGGCAUCCGCGCCAUUGCAGGCGUGUCAGCGGUGCCUAAGAAGGACCCACUCAAACAGAGAAAGUUGGUGAUGCAGGUGGCGUCAAACUACAUGUUCACCGAUCCAUCUACGAGGGCUCAUUUAGGCAUGUGCGGGGGAGCGGCGUUGUCUCGUUGUUUCGUUCCUUCUGACUACAUGCAUGUGGCCCUUUGUGAUGAGGAUUCAGCAUUCACUUUUGUCAAGGUUCCUUCAUGGAUGUCUCGAUGGCAGGGAGGACCACCGGUUCUUGCACACAGGGCUUGGCAUCUUCUUCCAGCGCAUGUAAAAGAACGUAUACAUGAUCCACAUUCAGAAUAUGUAUCCCCACGUUACCUCCGCCUGGCCAUGGGAGGAUCACAUUCGGUCUACAUCUUGAUGCGCAUCAACAUGGAACACAUAGGCCGUUCACUCAUGCAGUAUGUCAAGGACAACCCCAUGAAGAACACACAAGAUGACAUACCUGACACUGGACAGGCCGUGGACUACGAGCACGUAGACGACCAAGCCCUCAUGACAUCUGAUGAGGACUGGUUGAAGCUCCAAACCAAACGACGUGGAGACGAGAACACGAUCGGGGCUUCGGGAUACACAGUCCAGGGCUGGUGUGAUGAAGUCCGAAGAGUGAAACAGCAGCCGGACAGGACUAUGGUGGUGAUGCAUUUCUUUGCAGGCGAGAGACGUUCAGGUGACAUAGAAGAACAUGUUAAAGAUGAGGCACUUAAACUUGGGUUGAGACUAUUGUUCAUCAGCAUUGACCUUGCCACGGACGCUAACUGGGACUUCACGCUGCCGAGAACAUUUCACAUGAUCAUGAGUCUCGUUGAAGAGGGCCUCAUCGAUGCAGUCAUUGGGGGCCCCCCUUGUUCUACUGUAGCCAGAGGCAGACAUGUGCGCAUUCCAUCUGGACCGAGGCCGCUUCGAUUUCGAUGGUGUGUCUGGGGACGCAGUGACCUCAGUCCUCACGAGAAGGCCAGAGUUGAAGAAGCAAAUACGCUCUGGCUGAACUACAUGGCAGUGUGUGAAGCGGUCUCAUCAAGGGGGGGAAUACAUUGGUGGGAGCACCCGGCCGAUCCAGGCAAAGAUCCUUAUCCUUCAGUGUGGAUCACGGAGGAGAUGAUUGGUUUGGAGAGGCGGACGGGAGCGAUCAGGGCAAUCUUCCACCAAUGUCCUUUCGGGGGAGCAGUACCCAAGUUGACAUGCUUGUCAGGCACAAUGAUGGACCUGCAGACGCUGGAUGGUGUCAUGUGCCCAGGUUUGAGUGAAACACAUGUUCAUGGUCAUUCAAUGGGAAGAGAUCCAGAAGGGGGGUUCUAUUCACGCAAACUACAGGCCUAUCCAAGUGACCUUUGUCUUGCACUAGCUAAGCUCCUUGUCAAGCACCUGGCCGUCUUGAGAUCUCGUGAACGUGGCCCCACUGGUGCUCUGCGCCAGGCUGAUGAUCUUCCGGCGCCACGAGUUCCAGCUUGGAGCACGUGGGCGUCGCAGAGAGGCGAGGGGGUGACACUCCUCAACGAAGCAAGUACGCGGAAACAAUCGGUGAGGCUAAGUACAAGACAGUCGGCGGUGUAUGUACAUGUCGCUGAUACCGUAUGUGUCAGUGAUGGACAUGCCACUUCGUAUGAGGCUGACAGACUGAUGAAGCACAUUGUGAACUCUCUGGAGGCGAUUGGUUUUGGUGUGUCACAACAGGAGACAAACGACAAGGUGGAGAAGGUCGUAGGCUAUGAAGUGUCUAGACAUCCUGCAGUUUUUCGUUUUCCCACAAAGAAGAUGGUUUUACUUGCGGACUCCCUCAAGUACCUGACGUCACGCAGAAGGGUACAAGUAAGAGUGCUUCGAUCGCUGGUAGGCCUGUGGAUCUUCGGAGCGUUGCUGAGGAGGGAGCUUCUGUCCAUUCCCCAUGCACUGUUUCAUUUUAUUGAAGAGUUUGACGGUCAGACAGUGGUUUGGUGGCCGAGUGUUCGGGAAGAAGUGGUAGCUAUGGCAAGAGUCAUCCCUCUCAUGUCAUGCCAUGUGGGUGCAAAGUUUUUGAACUGGAUUUUUGCCACCGAUGCAAUGGGUGUCAACGAAACCGACCUAGGCGGCUAUGGCAUCGUCAUGAGCCCGCUUAGUGAGGCAGAGAUAGAUGACAUCCUCAGACAGGGUGAGUCAGAGGGCAGGUCGAUCGCACGACUUGACGGUCAGGGAGGUGCAAAGUUUCCAAACAAAUCUCUGAGACCGACAGUGCCUUUUACUUUGCUCCCGGACUCACUGCUGACGGACGAGCGUUGGCAUCUGGUAGAGGCAGGCCGCUGGAAGUAUGGCGACCACAUCACGGUGGGUGAGUCUAGAACAGUGGUUAAGCUCCUACGAAUGUUGGCAAGUUCAGUGACAUGUCAUGACAGUGUGGUCUUCUCACUACAGGACAACAAACCUACUGCUUAUAGCAUGGCUAAAGGAAGAAGCCCAUCCUUUGCACUAAACCGCGUACUUCGAAAGAAAGCAGGUAUUUGUUUGGCAAGCAGAAUCAGACUUUUCCUGCCGUGGUUAGAGCUACAUCCGGACUUAGCAGCAAGAGUGAAGAAGGAGACCUUGCAGACCUAUCGAAAAGCACUUGACCCUUUUUUGGACUAUUUGAAUGACAAGUGGGAGUUGAAUAGCAUUGAGCCGGCCGACAUUGAUUUGCUGGUCCUCGAAUACCGCAGUGAACGCGAGUUGACGAGGAGCCAACACACUCAACUGCUGGCCUCUCUGGAAUUUUUCAUGCCGCACCUCAAAGGAACCCUGAUUUACACCAAGGAGGCCAUCAAGGGUAGGUUGACAGCUGAACCAAUACGACACACAGUACCUCUGGCACCAGAAGCAGCAUACCUGUUUGGGGCAUACCAUGCUUCACGGGGCAAUCAACGAUUGGCCGCUGCGAUAUUCGUACAACUGGGUACUGGGCUUCGACCCUCUGAACUUUUGGGGCUGAACACUGACCAUGUCUUCAUCCCGAACAACCAGUCUGAGUUCAUCAACAUUCGUUUGGGGGUUGUGCAGUCCGCAGGGCGCUGGCUGUCAGAGACAAGCUUCAAGACAUAUAUUGACACAGCAGGAAGUCUUCAUGUACGCACUCAGAUCUCGUUUAACAACUUGCUGAAAGCAGCCAACUGGUGUAAACAACACAUUGAAGAUUACUUUGUAGGUCUUUCCUGUCUUGAUGGUGAAGCCCAGCCGGGCAGAUUCGGUCGAUCGCAUGCACCGACCGGACCUCCGCCUUCGCGAAAAUCGCUUCCUUUUGCCCCAACCUCCGGAGCAUCUCAGCACGCACCAGAAGCGAAAGUGGAGAGAAGAGCAGUUGACAGCACUGAUGGCCCCUUCCACACAGAGGGCCUCAGACAGCGCCGGGCGAGCCUCGGGGGCACCGCCUCAGGCCAGAGCAAAGGUGGCUCCAGCACCAAGGGCCGUGGCAGGGGGAAGCUGCUACCGCCUGGCAGAGCGCCUCAGUCGAUCUUUGGCUAG
Molecule: messenger RNA, 5970 nt
Organism: Durusdinium trenchii
Lineage: Eukaryota; Dinophyceae; Suessiales; Symbiodiniaceae
Source: the annotation of a GenBank genome assembly